UUACAUUUUAAUGACCGCAAUAUAAUAUAUUAAAGUUAUAUAAAACGUUUGCUAUUCAAUUCUUUCUUUUAUUAAAUAAUAUAAUGGAAUUAGAUUUAUUUAAAUCUUUACCCGCUGAAUUCGCUGUUCGGUACAAACCAAAAGCUGGUACUAAUUACAUUUUCUCGUGGACUAAUGACAAGGAUAAAGAAAAUUGGCGUGCAGAUGGUUACAGGUGGAGGCAAGGGGGUUCAAAGACAAUUAAUGGAAUUAAAAGGAAGUAUUUUAGAAUUCUUGUUGCACAAGACACAGUAAGUGAUGUGUUUGUACGUAGAGCACACUAUCAUGCUGAUUAUGCUAAUUCAGUUCUGAUAUCAUACAUAGGUGAUGAAGCUAAGGCUGUGCAGUUUCCUCAUGGAAAUGCUACUAGAUGUAAUAGAGAUUUUAUCAGGACACAGCCAGGUGUUAUAAACCAAAUUAAGGAAAGUACAGGUUCUGUCCAAAAAGUAUACAAAGACAUAAUAUUAUCAAAUACAGCUGAUAUAAAUAUAACAGCAGUUCCACAUAACAUGGAACAAGUCAGUAAUACUUUAAAAUCAACACGCAAUCAGCAGCGUUUAUCUAGAGAUAGUUUAUACAAUCUUCAUGAAUUAGCGUAUGAUACAAAUUUUAUUCAUAAUAUAAUAACAUUUCCUGAUUUGGUGGUAGUUAUGUACUCAGAUGAAACACUGCAAAUUUUUCAGCAAGUACUGAAAUUGUCUCAACUACCUCAGCAACUAUCAUAUGAUAUAACUUUUUCUUUAGGCGACUUCUAUCUUUCUGUUUUGCUAUUUAGAGAAACUGAGUUUGACCCAAGUCCAAUCAUUCCACUAGCUUUUAUGAUACAUGAGCGAAAAACACUAAUGCCCCAUUCCAUAUUUUGGCAACAUAUGAAAUUAGUAUGCCCAGAACUUGCUUUAAAGAAUGUUUUUAUUGUCACAGAUCAAGAAUGAGCUAUAACAGAGGCCAUCAAAGAAAGUUUUCCAUCAGUUUCACAUUUUCUUUGUUAGAACCAUGUUUUGCAGGACAGUAAGCGAUGGUUACAAUUGCACGGAGUGAAGACAAAAGAUGAAUUAGCA
Molecule: messenger RNA, 1097 nt
Organism: Hydra vulgaris (swiftwater hydra)
Lineage: Eukaryota; Metazoa; Cnidaria; Hydrozoa; Anthoathecata; Hydridae
Source: RefSeq, a predicted model, not a curated record